This is a messenger RNA of Penicillium taxi, 1716 nucleotides long. Its product is annotated as MFS transporter. The coding region runs from base 1 to 1716 and encodes 571 amino acids. Gene Ontology annotation, cellular component: membrane. The transcript has 4 exons. NCBI's taxonomy places the organism in Eukaryota, Fungi, Ascomycota, Eurotiomycetes, Eurotiales, Aspergillaceae. Gene Ontology annotation, molecular function: transmembrane transporter activity. Gene Ontology annotation, biological process: transmembrane transport. The record is from RefSeq and is a predicted model, not a curated record.
AUGUCGUCGCAUGCCCAACCCGCUGUUCAACAUGAACACUUCAAGACUUCUGAUAGUCAGAAUGACGCUCAAGACACAUAUUCCAUCGGAGAGAGUUUGUCUUCGGUAGAUACACAGACCGAUCAUGAUGCGUUGGGUCGACCGUCACUGACAGCCCAGUCGACGCGUGCAUCGGGGCAUAUGUCGCUAGCUGAGCGAGUCACUACCAUCCCAACGAAUAUGACCGCCGACCCGAAUUUCGAGGUUGAUUUCGAUGGGCCGGAUGAUCCUCAGAAUCCCAAGAAUUGGAAGCGGGGCUACACAUCUAUGGCCUUGCUUUUUUUGUCUUGGAAUACUCUCAUUGUGGUUUUGUAUUCAACAGCAUAUACAUCUGGUGCGACUCAAAUGGCCGCUCAGUUCGGACAGUCGAAACUGAUUAUUGAUCUGGGUUUGACCUUUUAUCUAUUCGGUCUGGCCAUUGGGUCUAUGUUCAUGGCACCGCUCAGUGAAGUCUACGGCCGGAAACCCGUUUGCGUUGGUUGUCUGUUCGUCUUCACGGUUUUAGUCAUUCCUUGUGCUCUGGCCAAAUCAGUCGUGACUUUGAUUGUUGUUCGAUUCAUUGCUGCUUUCUUUGGUAGUGUCAUGAUUUCCACAGCUCCUGGCAUGAUAUCCGAUAUGUUCGAGCCCGAGCAACGUGGCAUGGCUAUUUCGGUCUGGAGUAUUGGACCGCUGAACGGACCAGUGAUUGGUCCGAUCAUUGGAGGCUUUGUCACGCAGUAUCUCGGCUGGCGCUGGAUGGACUGGAUCGUGCUCAUACUAUCAGGUGUUGCCUUUGGCUUUUCUGUCAUUCUGAAGGAAACUUACACUCCGACAAUUCUUCAAAAGAAGGCUGCGCGUAUUCGCAAGGAGACUGGUGAUUCUCGCUGGUGGUCUCGUUACGACCAAAAGGAUGAUAUCACCACAAUUCUCAAACUGAAUCUGAGCCGGCCAUUUGUCAUGCUAGUAACCGAACCGAUCUGCAUUUUCUGGGAUAUUUACGUUGCCAUCGUUUACGGUAUCCUGUACCUAUGUUUUGUGGCCUACCCAAUAGUUUUCGGCGAGAUCCGAGGCUGGUCUCUUGGUAUAUCCGGUCUAGCAUUCCUCGGUAUCGGAAUCGGAUCCAUGAUCACCAUCACCUGCGAACCACUUGUCCGCCGCCUGAUCAACAGUCAUCCAAAAGACCCAGAAACAGGCAGAGUCUACCCAGAAGCCAUGGUAGCGUUCAUGUGUAUCUGCGCCAUUCUAAUUCCAGUCGGUGAGCUCUGGUUCGCCUGGACCUGCGCCCCGAAAACGAUCCACUGGAUCGUCCCUCUUCUGGCAGGAAUUCCAUUUGGUGCUGGUAACACGGGUGUGUUCAUCUACGCCUCAAAUUACCUUACCAACAGCUAUGGCAUGUAUGCUGCCUCUGCACUAGCUGGCAACUCUGUGAUCCGCUGCAUUCUGGGUGGUGUGCUGCCGCUGGCCGGUUCGUCCAUGUAUACCACUCUAGGUGCUAACUGGGCUGGCACUCUCCUGGGUCUGUUGGAGGUUCUAAUUGCUCCGAUUCCAUUUGUUUUCUAUAAAUACGGCCAUAUCAUUCGUCAAAAGAGUAAUUUGAUCACUCGAAUGCAGGACGACAAGAAGAACGACGAUGCCAAGCGUGCGCGUAGACUGGCUCGAAUGCAGCCAGAUUCCCAUGACGUGGAGAAGCAUGUAUAG